Messenger RNA from Papaver somniferum (opium poppy), 2551 nucleotides. RefSeq lists its product as uncharacterized. The transcript is spliced from 3 exons. Lineage: Eukaryota; Viridiplantae; Streptophyta; Magnoliopsida; Ranunculales; Papaveraceae. The record is from RefSeq and is a predicted model, not a curated record. The coding region runs from base 914 to 2509 and encodes 531 amino acids.
AAGGGCAACGAAUAAUCAAUGAAUUAAUCUCUCCCCGUUAUUCUAUCUCUCUCUGGCUAUGUCUCUCCCUCCUGUAAUUUGUCUAGUUCUUCUCCUAAUCCUCUAAUCCCUUCUAUCUAUUCCCAAUUAUCUCAAUCCAUAGUGAUGAAAGCUGUUCAUGAUAAUCCAAUUUGUAGUGAGUCCACUACAACUGGUAUCAGAGCGGUCGAUUCUCCGACCGCUACGAUGGCCGCUGCAACAACUAAAGCUUCACAAGUAGAACCGAAAAUUGAAGAAUUAACCAGUAGGGUUGAUAUCUUAGAACAAGAUAAAUAUGAAGCCAGAAAAGCAUUAUAUAAUGAAUUAUUUGAUUUGAGAAUGAUGUCUAUACGUCUAAUCUGGGAUAAGAAUUCACCAGAUCGUGAUUUUAAUCUUCUACAAAUUUAAACUCUCAUCUCCAUCGCCGAGAAGAAGUUGGAAUCACUACAAGUUGAAGUGGUUGGGGAUUCGGACGCUACGGAGGUGGAGGAUGAGAUUGUCACGGAAGAUGUGAUAAUUGAUUCAAAUUCAGCUAGUAAUUUCACUGAACAAUAUUCAAACCCACCAGUACCCGAUGAAGUUUUAGAUUCUACAACAACAACAAAUCACUCUCACAGAUGUGGUAAAUCGGAGUCCGAGUAAGAAAUCGGUGAAAAGCUAGAAUCGACUACAAUUGCUGCCAAAUCAGUUUCAGAUAAAGGUAAACCAUUCAAUUGUGGUAAUGAAUCUGGUGUUGAUGAUGUGGGUUUUCAAGCUAGAGGGGCUAUAGAGAGUGAGUGGAUGGAGUUUCAAGGGCAAUGUGGGAUUUCUAAAGUUACAGCUGAGGUAUUGUUUUCUCACGAUCCUUGGUUGUGCACGAAGUAUUUUGAUCAGUGCAAGAUGUCUCGAUUGUAACAUGUAUAAUACUGGAAAGGUAUUUGAUCGGGGACGGUGGGUAGGACCGAUUAUAAGUAGUUCUAAAUUAUGCUUGAAUAUUCUUACUUCUGAUAUGUUGGUUCUUACAGAGUGUACUUCGAUAAAUGAGUACAAUGGGAAAUUUUUUUAUGAGCUAAUUCUAGCACUUCGAUACUGUUCACAACCAUUAUGGGAGUAUUCAAAUGUACUUGUGUAUGUGUUUCUGAGCAAUAGUGACAGGCAGGUUAAUUGCAAGCUCCUUGAAGAAAUGUUGCAGCUUCUUAUUGGUUUCCACACUUUGGCUACUGCUCGACAUGACCUUCCUUGUGACAGUAGAGUGUUGGGUUUUUCGUUACAAGACAAGAGGCAUUAUAGAUGUGUAGAGUUCUGCAAAAGAACUAUGGGGAUUAACGCUUGUGAAGUCUUCUGUACAGGUUCUUGGCAUGUUGAUAAUGGUGGUGAAUGGAAUGAACAUGGCAGUUUAAUAAAGACUCAGUCGAAAGUUGCAGUUCUGUGGUGUGCCUUCACGAUGGUUAAGGUAUUUAUGUACUAUACUCUAGUAGGUAUUCUCACCUGGGUUGCUGCUCCGCAAUACAAACUCGUCCACAGUCAGUUAUUAGGUUUACUAAUUCGAAUAAGAGGAGUGGAGUUCUGCAAAAGAAGAGUGGAAAACAGAUGUUAUGCGUUGCUCAGUCAAAUGUGUAUAGAAGAUGUUGGUGAAAGGUAUUGGAUAAUGUCAGCUUUUGUGAGAAACUUCCUUCUUGGAUUUUUACAUGAUCUUCACAUAGGAAAAUAUAAAAACCUCAAGUUGGAACCAAGUACUGGCACUGCUAAACAACCUUCUUGUGGCACUAUUCGAGAGGGUGAAGCUAUUUCCACAGUAUUUGGUGGGAUAUAUAUGAUGAGAGCUGUGGAGAUGAGAUCGAUAAUACAUCAGCUGGAUACGUCAGCUUCAGUUUACAGAACUAAUGACUUAAAAGUGAUGAAGGACCACUACUUUUCGGCAAUCAAGUUUCAGCAGCUAAAAACUCUUCCUCUUGAGAAGGGUAGGAAGUUUGAGUUACUCGUCAGGAAUGUGGUAGUUAAUCCCUUAACAUCGGGAAUGUGUUUGCGACAACAACUCCUACGUAUACAAGGUUAUUACAUGGAAGUAAACAUGAAGAUUCAUGCUCUAGACUCAACUAGUAAUGAAGACGGUAUGCUCAAGGGUGCUUAUACAGUCAAUUGCGGCUACAAUAGAAUCAUGGCCAAGCUUAAUAUCUGCAAUUCACUGUUAAGGAAUCAAUGGGUUGUGAACUGUAUCUUGAAGUAUGCCAAGGUCGCAUCCACCUUUAUUACUGAAUUCGAGAAGCAGCUACAACAACUGUGUCUUCCAUUAGCCGAGCUCAACUAUCAAUCCUCUACAACCAGGCUCAUUUUAUACUUUCCAUCCUUGAGGACAAGGAUGAUUCGGAGAGGUGGGUAUUUGUCAUGUACCUGGGGUAGGAUAGAAAGGGUAAUUGUGGUAGUUUGUUAUUAUUGUAAGGGCAAUCCGGGUAUUGGUGUCGUGGGACAUUUCUACAACUAUAUAGGCCGUGGAUGUUGUAAGGAAGGAUAACGAAUAAUCAAUGAAUUAAUCUCUCCCAGUUAUUCUAUCUCU